AAAAAACUUGGGCUCAGAAAUGAAGUCAUACAACUGAUAAAUGUCAGGUGGGAUUUAAACCCAUAUGUUUCCUGACUCUUGUUUUCAAAACUGUUCCCACUAUAGUAUACCUCUUCAAACAAAAGCCUUUACCUUCAAGAUUAUGCAAUUAACUUUCACUUUGUUUAUAAAUUUUGACAUGCUCAAUAAACCCUACUCCCAAGUUCAUUAAAACUUAUUACCCCACUCAUGGUAAAUGCAUGAGUUCUCUACAAUUUUACACAUAAAGAAAAUAAUGAAAUGAGGUUUCACUGUCAUCAGUAAAACUUAAGGUAAUAAAAUCAGCUCUCAGGAGUCGAUUGAACAUUUCCCGUACUUUCUGGUAAUCACAGAAUGUUAGAAUUAGAAGAGAACUCAGCAGCCAUCUUGCCCAACCCCUACAUGAAACUAUGGCACACUUGGUGGUUUACCUAACUCUAAUAGAAGACUACAGAGAGAGUGACUUUUGGAUUGUCUCUGUCAUCAAUUGGAAACAGGCCUAGCCUCAGAAAGGCCCAAAUCUGAACCUAAACUGACCCUGUCCCUCAACCUCUCAGUUCUUUGACAACUCUUUCCUUUGUAAAGAAGGUGCUGGCUUGAAUUAGUAGGAGAAGUUUGCUCACCUGAGAGUUCUCUACACCACAUGAACCCUCUCCCUUUGCGCCAUGUUUAUUGUAGGCUCAACUGGCCAAAAAAAGCUUUUUAUGCCAAAAGAUUACUGUCUGGAGGGGAGAGGGGACAGGACACCCCAAAAAUAAAUGCUUAGAAACUGAAAGUCAAUUUAGCUCCUCUUGACAUCUUUAGAUUGCUUACUUUCUAGUAUAGAUCUCAGGGCCAGAUGCAAUUUGAGUUUAUAAUAAUUUGAAUUUUAAUAGUGCUUAAUUACAUUUCUGAUAGAUUUAGAGCUACAAGGAAUUUUAGGUGACCUAUAGUCUAGUUCUCCUAUUUUACAAGUAAAAAAAAAAUAAAAAAAAAAAAAGAAAUGCCUUCAAAUGAUUUUAUACAGAAAUGCUCACUAUAAAGCUAAUAAAAUUAUUUUGAUUACUGUUCAUUUUUAAAGGAAGUAAUCAGGAACUGUAUUUAAAGUUUAUGUACUGUCAUUUUGGUCAACAUCACUCUAUUUCUAAUAGGCAAUUGAAGAUGAAGGGGGAAAUCCUGAUGAAAUUGAAAUUACAUCCGAAGGAAGCAAGAAAACAACUCCAAAGAGACCCAGCAACAAAGAUGGCCGACAAGGAGAGUGUAAACAAUUUAGAUACUUCAUCAUCUGACUUCACUGUGGUGCAGGAGAUUGAAGAUCCAUCCUUGGAGCCAGAAAAUGAGAAAAUACUCGACAUUUUGGGGGAAACUUGUAAGUCUGACCCACUAAAAGAAGAAGGUUCCGACCUGGAGCAGCCAUUUUCACAGGAUGCAAGUAGCGUGGGGCCAAACAAAAAGCUUGCAGAGGAAGAGGACAAUUUUGACACCGCUCAUCCAGAGGAGGAUGCAUUAGAUGUGGACAGCGAGUCAACACAAGCUAUUGCCAAGAAGGCAGAAAAGCACUUAGACAUAGUGAAAAGGGAGAAAAGCGAGCAGAAAGUAGACGAAGAGAAAAUGGACUCUGACACUGUAGUGGUAGAGAAUCUAAAUGAUCAGAGUAGCAAAGCAUCAGAAAAUGCGGAAGCUUCUAGCGAGGAAGCCCAGGAAACACCAGAGAAAGCCUCAAGCCCCGAAACCAAAGAUAGCAAAGAAGACAUUAAGAAAAGUGAAGAUGAAGCUUAUAAUGAAGACUCAUCUGCUACUAAAGAGUCCUCUACCAAUGAGGGCGGUGAUCAGAAAAUGAGCUCUGUUGAAGAGGAUUCAGAUACCAAAAGAGUGUCCAAAGAUGAAAAAGGUCAUACCACUAGCAGUUGUGGUAGAAACUUUUGGGUUAGUGGACUUUCUUCUACUACCAGAGCCAUAGAUUUGAAGAAUCUUUUCAGCAAAUAUGGAAAGGUUGUUGGUGCCAAGGUAGUCACUAAUGCUCGAAGUCCUGGGGCUCGAUGUUAUGGUUUUGUCACAAUGUCCACAUCUGAGGAAGCAACCAAAUGUAUUAACCAUCUUCACAAGACGGAACUUCAUGGGAAAAUGAUCUCAGUAGAAAAAACAAAAAAUGAGCCUGCUGGGAAAAAAACUUCAGAUAAAAGAGAAAGUGAUGGAAAGAGAGAGAAAUCAACUAACAGUGACAGAUCUACCAACAUAAAAAGAGAUGAUAAAACAGACAAAAAAGAUGACACUAGAAAAGAAGAUGGAAGCGAUGAGAAGGAUAAAGAUGAACAGAAACCUGGAUCUGAUCGAGCUAGAGCUACUAAGUCAGGAAGUCGAGGUACAGAAAGGACUGUAGUAAUGGACAAAUCCAAAGGAGAACCUGUUAUCAGUGUAAAAACAAGUGGAGGAAAAGAGGGAAUCUCAAAGAGCCAAGAUCGCAAAUCUGCCAGUAGAGAAAAACGGUCUGUUGUGUCAUUUGAUAAGUCUAGAGACCAGCGAAAGAUGAGAGAUUCAGAGUCUCGGAGAGCAUGUGAGUGGAGUGAGAGAGAGGAACGAAUUCAAGCCUUACAGGAGCGAGAAGAAAGAGAACGCCUAGAAAUAGCUCGUGAGAGACUUGCUGUUCAAAGACAGCGUCUAGAAAGAGAACGAAUGGAAAGAGAGCGACUGGAGAGGGAGAGAAUGCAUAUAGAGUAUGAGAGACGCAGAGAACAAGAGCGAAUUCAUAGAGAGAGGGAAGAACUCCGCCGACAGCAGGCACUUCGUUAUGAACAAGGAAGACGACCUGCAAUCAGACGCCCUUAUGAUGUGGAUGGCAGGCGGGAUGAUUCCUAUUGGCCAGAAGGAAAGAGGGCAGCACUAGAUGACAGAUACCAUUCUGAAUUUAGCCGCCAAGAUCGUUUCCAUGAUUUUGACCAUAGAGAUCGUGGCCGGUACCAGGAUCAUUCAGUAGACAGGAGAGAAAGUUCAAGGUCAAUGAUGGGAGACAGAGAUGGACAGCACUAUGCAGAACGCCGUGGAGGACCAGAUCGCCGUGGGCGAGAAUCCCGAGAUGAAUGGAGCAGUUAUGGGUCUGAGAAGAGAAUGAGCAAAGGAAGAGGACUGCCUCCUCCACCCAGGGGACGAGACUGGGGAGACCAUGGUCGAAGGCUAGAUGACCAUCAAGAUCGUUCAUGGCAAGGAAAUGUAGAUGGAGGAAUGAUGAGUCGAGAUCAUGAAAGAUGGCAAGGUGGUGAGAGAAGUAUGUCUGGUCACUCUGGACCAGGCCAUGUGAUGAAUCGAGGAGGGAUGUCGGGGCGUGGCAGCUUUGCAGGUGGAAAUUCCCGGGGCCAUGUGAUGCAGGGUGGUGGAAUGCAAGGUGGAGAAUUUGGAGAACAGGACAGAGGGAACAGACCUAAUGACACCCGCUUUACUCGCCGCUACUGAAUAUUUUUAAACCUAUGUUAAUGUCAUAUAGCAACAGUGAUGCAUUCUGUUUGCCAGGGCUACCUUGAACUGUGUAAUAUUUUUUUUAUCUGCUCCCAUAUUGUAGCUCGAUACAAUGUGAAUUUUAUUUGUUUUGAGGUUUUUUCUUUUGUAAUAAACGUGUUCCUGUUCACACACCA
Gracilinanus agilis (Agile Gracile Mouse Opossum) is the source of this 3623-nucleotide messenger RNA. It is a transcript of the gene SAFB, whose product is annotated as scaffold attachment factor B. Gene Ontology annotation, biological process: regulation of mRNA processing; regulation of androgen receptor signaling pathway; regulation of transcription by RNA polymerase II. The coding region runs from base 1108 to 3444 and encodes 778 amino acids. Gene Ontology annotation, molecular function: sequence-specific DNA binding; RNA binding. The record is from RefSeq and is a predicted model, not a curated record. The transcript is spliced from 18 exons. NCBI's taxonomy places the organism in Eukaryota, Metazoa, Chordata, Mammalia, Didelphimorphia, Didelphidae. Gene Ontology annotation, cellular component: nucleus.